GCUUCGUAAAAUAGACCAAGCCCAAGAUCUCUCGCACCCAAGAAGAGGCCAUGGCCUCGCUCUCCUCCCCUUCGCCAUGGGAGGAGGAGGGGCGCAAAUGGGGGGAGAGGGUAUCCGAUGCCGUCCUCUCCCUCUACCGCUCGCUUCCGAAGAAAGGGAAGCCGCAGGGCCGGGAAACCACCGUCGUGGCCGCCUUCCUCCUCUCUUCCCCAGCCAAUGAUUUGGAGGUCGUUGCCCUAGGGACCGGGACCAAAUGCAUUGGGGGUUCUCUCCUUAGCCCUAGAGGUGAUGUCGUCAAUGAUUCCCAUGCUGAGAUAAUUGCACGGAGGUCGCUCUUGAGGUUUUUUUAUUCAGAAAUUGGACGUCUCUCUUCUGAAGGUGAUUUAGGUUUAGAUAAUGCACCAAGAACGGUUUUUGGGUUGGAUACUAACCGUCCUGGCGAAGAAAGAUACAGGAUAAAUGCGGGCUGGCGAUUACAUCUAUAUAUCAGCCAGCUUCCUUGUGGAGUCCACUCAAACUCUACACCCCUGCCACUAUUCAUACAAAAUCUUCCAGUGGAAGGAGAUUCAUCACCGUCAACCAAUGUCACCAGUUCCAUGGGAAGUGAAGUAUUAGUUGAACACAAGAAUGGAUAUUCUCAUAUGGAGGAAUCAAGAGAUCAUUCUUCAAAUGGUUGUCCUAGAGUUGCUGGGAUGGUUCAAAAGAAGCCUGGGCGUGGCGAUAUAACUUUAUCAAUGAGCUGUUUUGAUAAGUUAACCCGUUGGAAUGUUGUUGGAGUUCAAGGAGCUUUACUUUCUCAUAUUCUGCAACCAGUAUACCUUGCUACCAUUACUUUGGGAAAAUCACCUGCUGAUGCUCCUAAAGAAUUUCCUGUUGAAAAUCAUCUUCAGAGAGCUCUUUGUGAUCGGAUAGCUUCUUUGCAUGAUAAGCUGUCAAGUCCUUUUCAAGUGAACAAGCUGCAAAUUUAUGAGGCUCCUAUUCCACUGAAAGAGUUCCAGCAGUCCGCUAGUGAGAUACCCACUUUAACAUGCGGGUAUUCAAUCUGCUGGAAUAAAUCUGGAUUACAUGAAGUGAUCUUGGGAACAACUGGGAGGAAACAAGGCACUUCUGCAAAAGGGGCUCGCUUUCCAUCUACAGAGUCUUCUCUCUGCAAGAGGAGGCUACUGGAAGGUUUUAUGUCACUGCAACAUAGGUUCUCUGUUCAAGUUCAAGCUGAGGUAGUUUCUUAUCAUGAGCUGAAGCCCCUGUUUUUGUCCGCCAACACACCUAAUCUAUUGAAAAAUAAAGUAAUGCAAGCUUUCGUACUAUAAUGAUACUUGGGAGAACAGAUGCUUCAAAGUACGUCAUGUCUAUAUGCGAUAUGCAUCGAAUAACAAUAUUUGUUAGGUAUGGCUAGAAAAAUGUCGGUUACUUAUUUUAAGUUUCCUAUUCUUUAUAAUUGAGAAAAGGGUCUAAACACUUAUUAUACAUUUAGAAUCAUAGUCUGCUGUGCCAGUAUCAGGCCCCAUACCGGUUGUCCGGCGGCACAAGUCGGUACGACCCCGCGUCGUGUUGUGCCGACCCUAUAUCAACACAAUAGAGGCUUGGAAGAGGGAGAACAGGAGAGAGAAAAAAAGAGAGCGAGAGAGGGUGGGAGUGGGAGAGGGAGAGGAAGGAAGAGAGAGGCCGGCCAGGGUCUGCCAGCGGAGGCUAGGGAGCCUUCUAACGGAGGAGGCGGAGGCCGAAGAGCCGCAUAAGCGGGAUCCGCCUCCAGGCUCCUGUUUCUUUAGAAACGGGCCUGGAGUGGGCCCCUUUUAUUUUAAAGAAUUUUAAGUAAAAGUUGGCAAACUCAUUGCCGACUUUACUUUAAAAAAAAAAGUGAAGUCGGCGAUGGGUUUGUCGACUUUUACUUAAAAUUUUGAAAAAUAAAAGAGGCCCCCUCCGAGCCCCGCCUCUGAGGCUCUCCGGCCGGCUUCGGCCGGCCUCUCUUCCUUCCUCUCACUCUCCCUCCCUCUCUCUCUCUCUUUUUUUCUUUUUUCUUCUCCUCUUCCUCCGUCGCCGGUUCUGGUUUCGUUGGCAGAACUGUUCCGGUCCACCGCCAGUAUAGCUUGGGACGUUUUGAACCGGGCGGUUCGGGACGGUUCCGCCAACCAUGCUUCAAAUACUUUCUGGAAAGUAGGGGUAUUCCUUCUUCUUCUGUUUAUGGCAUAUGGUUGAUUUUGGAGUUUGUGAUAUUUUUAUCAUUUUAUGUAGCAUGGAUAUUUUCUUUGGAUUUAAAUGAUGAUUGAUUGAUGGAGCCAGUGAACAUUGAUAUUAUUGUAUGCAGUUUGACUUUAUUAUUGGGAAGUUGACAUUGUUGUAUGUAGUGAGUCCAUUUUAUCUUACGAAUAUAUUUACUUAAUAUUGUAUGUCUUAUAUCUAGUUUUUCAAGAGUUGUCAUGUCAACAUUAUCUGUAUCGUGUUUAUCCAUGCCCAUGCUGCAUAAUGAUCAAUAUCUGUUUUUUAUUGCGGCAUGCAGCUUUCUUAGUCUAUUAAACGUAAUUUAUGAACACAGGAUAUGCUUGAUUGCAGCAUGUUAAUUUUCACAGUCCAUUGAAAUAAUAGAUGUAUGGGUGGACUUGAACUCUAUAUGACAAUAUAUAUAGCAUCUAUUGGUUUACCCUUUUUUUCGGUAAGAAUUGCUUUAGCUUUUGAAAAUUAGAUUGUGGAAUAUGAGGUGUGGAGCACUAGCUCGUUGCUUUUGCUAGAAAACUUGGGUAUCUGCUGUGCUGUUAUUGUGAUCGCUACAAAUUCAAAUAAGCUGAUAUUAUGAUGAGCACAGGAGUUUCAAUCGAAAUAAUUGUUCUUGUUGACUAGCCUUUAAGAGCGCAUUUGUCUGUGCCCGUCUUCUGGCCAAAAAAUGUGCGGUUUACACUUAAAAAGUUUAUGGGCAUGCUCUGAAAAGAAGGCUGGUGAGAUGAUGAUGAGAACUCCUGUUCUACACAGUAGGGGAAUGUUAUCACUACGCAUGCCAGGUUUAUAGCUCUAUCUUGGGUUUCCUAUGACUGCCUGUUUAAGAAUACUAUGGCAAUUGCAAUAACCUGCUUUGUUUGACAAACAACUCUCUUCUCUCCUUCACUUUCGCCUAGAAUAUGGCCCCACAUUGAAAUGCAUAAUAUAGCUGCUCUUAUGUCCCAAAGUUCAUAAGCAGCACUACAAAAGGAGGUCUCGGAGUUUCCGAGGAAUCUACAAGUAUAUCUAAGUGUUGCAUGCUGUCCUUUAUCUUGAUUUCUUUUGUUUUUUUUUUUUUUAUUUCUUCUUUAGAUUGUCCAACUCCAUGAAUUUCUCCAAUUUUCUUUUUCUUCACCACGGCAAAGGUGCUUCCAAUAGAAUGGGAGAAAUUGAAAAAAAAGAGAGAGAGAAAUAUGAUAUUGUGAAUAAAUUUGUGAUAAUUCCCUUUUUCGAUCUUGUUUAAGAGCCAUGCUGGUGCUGAAGCCUCCUGAAAUACAUAGUAUGUCUGUAUGCGUAUGUUUGUAUGCAUCUGUAUGCAUAUGUAUGUAUAUAUAUACAUAGAUAUGUAUGUAUGUAUAUGUAUUUAUGUAUGCAUAUGUAUGUAUGUAUGAAUUGAUUUGGGUACUGUAGGUACCUGCUGAUGUCCUGUUCCAACUAGUUUAUGUGUUGGCUGUCAACAAAUUUUCAGGACUUGGUUUCAUAUUAUCUUGUUAUCUAAAGUUCAUAGAUAUAAUAUGCGUUCACUAUAGGAAAAGAGAGAUUUUUCGACGUUAGUGGGAAGCGUCGGGAAAUUUUGAUUUACCGACGCUUCUAAAAAGUAUCGGUAGAUUUUCAAAAUCGCUGACGCUUAAAAAGCGUCGUCGUAAGCUGGACCUAAGACGAUGCUUAUAAGCGACGUUGGAGGUCAAAUUGCUUCCCAACCUCUCUCCCCCCUCUUGAUUGAUGCUGUAGCUGUUUUAAAAAUCUCUCCUCUCCUCUCCUUCAUCAAUCUCUCAUUCAAAAGCGUCCAACGCCGAUAUCAAUCCAUCGGCUCCCCAUCUUGCUUUCUAAGCCCCGAUCGGCGUACACUGUUCUGCUUCCCCGCCGCCGUUGACCUUGCCCUCUUCCGGUGCCCUUUUUCUCUCGUUUCUUGAGUUUUCUGCGAGGGUUAGUAUUUUCUAUUGAUUUUUUGGGGGUUUUUGCCGAUUCCUUUCUGUGGUGAUUGCAAGCGCUUUCGGGCCUUAAAAAUUAUAGGCACUUCCUUUCUCGUUGCUGAAGCGGCUUAGAGAUUUAAAGAGGAGAGAGAAGAUCUCUUCUUCUAUAAUUCCUCCUCCAUUAUUGAUCGUUCGCGAUCGUUGCUAUUUCUCCUCCGAAUCGAAUUUAUGGCGCGAAAGCGGAAAUUGGACACGACGCCCCUUGACGAGGUGGAUCGGACUCUCUACUCCACCUUCUGCAACACGGCCAAUUCGCUCUCUCAGUUCUACACUCAGGCCAUGAACCAUCAGAAGCUCUCCUUCUAGGCUUGCAAGCGCCAUGCCCUGGUUCCUCUCUCUCUCAUCCUCAUCAAUCGACCGUUCCUAGGUUAUCUUUGAUGGAUAUAUAUAUUUCUCCUAAGCAGUCAUUCUGAUUGAUGAUUGAAAGGUUGUUGCUUUAUGGUUCCUUUAGAUCGUUACUGGUUCCUACUUGAUGGAUUCAAUUUGUAUUGGCUCUUCUUUUAUGAAAUCCUUGUAAAUUUCUUCUUUCUUUUUCGAAUUUUUUUUUUUGUUUUCUUCUGUCGCUGUUCACAUUUCUGGUCCUUGAUGGAGUGCAGUUUCUUUUCUUUUCCUCUUGAUAUGCAUGUUUGGAGUUUGUUUUGUGCUUUUGUGAUUCCAUGAUCUUGCCAAGUUAAGAUUUUUCCUGUUCUUUUCUUCUGAUCGAGCGAUCUUCUUCUAUUACGUUCUGUUCUUAAGCGAUCGAGCGAGUAGCUUUUGGUGUAUUUUGUCUCUUUCUUCCUCUUGUUGUAAGGCAUCAUUUUCCAUGUAGUGCUUGUGAUUGGCUAAAUUAUAGGUUAUUGUUGUGCGCUUGCUGCAUUUUUUGUGGUCAUAAUUGCAUCCAUAUGCGUUGGCUUUUUUACUUUUAACUUUUUUAAAAAAAAUUGAAAGCUAAAGCUGAUGCUUAUAAGCGUCAGCUUUGAGGCUUUUAGCGACGCUUUUAAGCAUCGCUAAAAAUCGACCUUUUACGCUGCUUUUCAAAAACAUCGGAAAUUUUUUUUUUCACUCAGGUAUUGCCGAUGCUUCGGCGAUGCUUUGGGUAGCGUCGGUAGAGGAUGUAAAAAAUGCUGGGAAAGUUUAUUUUUUUCUGUAGUGGUUGUAUUUACUGUGCAAGGAGAAUAGAUCUAGAGAUAACAAGUAGGCAGAGAGAAGAGUACAGAAAUUUACGAGGUUUGAUCUACGUCCGCAAGCAGAGAUAAUUAAAAAGCAAAAAAAAAAAAAAGGCUUUCAUUAAUGGCUAGGAAAGUCCAAAUGGGAGAAAAAGCUGAGCGGGGAUGUGCUUUUAAGUGGUCUAUCUUGUAAAUGCAGUACACUAUGACAGCAUUUAUCUGGUAACGAUAUAUUAUUAUAUAUCUAUAAUUACUUACGAGCCUUUCUAUUAUAAUGUAGUCACAUUUUAAACUUCACAUUUAUGAAUAAUACAAGUAUUUUAUUAAAGAUGAAAAUUGCUUCCCAUAAUCAUCGAACAUGGCAACUUUGCAUCACCUGUUCGGCUGUGAAUUGCACCAAUCCUUCCAUACUACCUGGCAAGAGGAUUGUUUGUUUGUUCAUAUGCACCUUAAUAGAGCGCUCCGUUCUGAAAUUUCAAGGAGAAAGGAAUGCUUUGAAGUGUGGAAGAGGAAAAUGGUAGACCUCCGGGGUGUGACAUCUUCUCACCUUGCAAGGGAAAACAGGCUUCUAGUUGGUUUGAGCAACCGAAAGGAUCGAGUAAAAUAGCAUAAUCUCGUUGGUGAUUGACAUAGAAAGUCAGGUGCUCCGUAUCCAAGUGGACGGUUGUCAUCUCUCUUACUGGAAAAAAAAGGGAUUAUCAC
Molecule: messenger RNA, 6010 nt
Organism: Phoenix dactylifera (date palm)
Lineage: Eukaryota; Viridiplantae; Streptophyta; Magnoliopsida; Arecales; Arecaceae
Product: denosine deaminases acting on tRNA
Biological process (GO): RNA processing; adenosine to inosine editing
Cellular component (GO): cytoplasm; nucleolus
Molecular function (GO): tRNA-specific adenosine deaminase activity; double-stranded RNA adenosine deaminase activity; double-stranded RNA binding
Source: RefSeq, a predicted model, not a curated record